This is a messenger RNA of Porites evermanni, 7888 nucleotides long. Lineage: Eukaryota; Metazoa; Cnidaria; Anthozoa; Scleractinia; Poritidae. The record is from the annotation of a GenBank genome assembly.
AUGAACUGUUUUGGCUUCUUAGGUGAGGAGGUUUCUGUGGAAGUUCAUAUUUGCAGCCAUUCUCAUUUAAAAGGACCCUACUGGUCAAGGAAAAUCUUGUUUAGUAACUGGUGCUUCUAAAAUUAAAGAGUACCUUUUAAAGAAUAGCAUGAUUGGCAAUCAGCUUUUGUUUUAAGUAUUAGGCAAACACUGGAAUUACUUUUCCCAAAAAUUCAAAUAGGUGGCUUGUUCUACCUCAGAGAAGUUGUGUUUUGAAAUUCCAAAACAAUUUUACAGCGGAAUUUUGAAGGAAUUUUAUGUAAUGGACUUCUGUUCCAACAAUUUCUUUAAAAUGACUGGCAGGUUUAUUACUAAAAAAUAUCAAUAAAGGGCGAUAUCAGAGAUCUCAGUCAAAAAUAUCAGCAAAAUUUUUACCAUACAUGAUUUUCUUUGAACAGUAGGGUAAUGACUAUUUUUAAUAUAACAAUAAAAAAUGCACCUGUGUAAUAAUGACGGAGCCACCUUAACAGUAAUGGAAAUAAUAAUGUUUAGGUUACCAGUAUGUAUAUAAAUAUCCAGUUAUGGUAAGUGCAAUGACUAUUUUUGCAACAAUAACAUUUAUAAUACCUUUGUACCGGUGCUAUUGUUUUAAGGAUAAUGGAGUUACAAAAGUCAUAUGAAAUUAUUAUUUAUGCACAAUACAUUGUCAAAAAAUGUUUUAGAUGUGUCUAAUAUAUUGUAAGCCAUCACUGAUUCGUUGGGUAAAUAAUUUUUGGCAAGUGGGCCAAUUUCUAUAGAUCUAUGGGUCAUUAGUGGCUCAUAACAAUCAAAUGGCAAAGUCACAAUACAGUAAAAAUCCACAAGAAAGACACUGGUUUUUAUGAACCUGUUAGGCAAAAUUUGCCAGCUAGGUCCCCUCUAUACAAGAAUGGGUUUAGCCUAAAUUUUGAAGCAAGUUUUAAUUUUAUAAAAUCUGUAAAUCUGUUCACUUGGGUACUACAAUAGAUAAGUCAACAUUCAGGAUCCUUUUUGGAGACUUAGGUGUGUCUUGUCACUCCAACUGCAAUGUAAUGGUACAUGUACAUACAGAUUUUACAUAAGAAAUAAGCAGAAUGUUACUAACUUUUAGCUACUUAUACAAUGUUUUUUUUUUCUUUUGAAAAUAAGAAUCUAUUUGAGAACAUAAAUAGUUUAAAUCUGUAAUAAUUACCAUUUGUGUAACAACCUGCUUAGGCUAACUUGGGAAAAUGCCACUUCUUACUCAUUUUGUGGGUUUUUACUGUACUCUUGAUAUAACUGGUAUAUAACAUAGCUCAAUCUAUCCAAGCUAAUCCUGUACAACAUUUUUGUUCAAUUUUUCUGCAGUGACCGUGAGCUUUCCCAGUUUUUGUGAAGAUUAUAAAAAGACCUUUUCAUCGGAAAGAAAAGUAAAAAACAUCCCAAUUUCGUUUAAAUUCUUGAAUUUGGGCUUUCUAAGUUUGAUGUGUUAGGAACUAUUCUUUGCUGUUUCUGUUUAAUAUUUUAGGACAGAAGAGAGAAAGGUUUAGCUACAAUGAAAGAACUGCUACGUCAGAAAACAUACCAAGGAGCUCUGUCCAAAAUUAACUCUCCUUUGGAUCCGAGCUUCAAACUACGACAGUUGAAGUAUGUUAAGCUUGUUAGAGGAUGUUAUAAGCACUUAGCAGUGGCAAGCCACUUUUCUUUAUUUAAUUAAACCUUAGUGCAGGGCUAUAUAAAAGCCACGGCACAGGUUUAGCCAUAUAAAAAUAUCGUACUGACUAUGUUUUCUGUCCUGUCCUAGCCACUAAGUUAAAUUUCACUGAUGCCAACGAGAUCAAACGCUAAGAAGUGAUUUGAAUUAAUCACUGCGUUUUUUUUUCCAUUCCAUUUCAGUAUCGACCAAUGCAAGUUUAUGGAUUCGAAAAUGCGGCCGCUGUAUUUGGUGUUUGAAAAUUUAGACGAGAUGGGAGAUUUUGUGCGUAUAAUUUUCAAAAAUGGCGAUGGUAAGUGUUUACUGUAGGUCGCUAAAUGGAACUUCUGUCAUUUAGCUAUUAGCCAUCAUUAGUCUACGCCAGCAGCAGCAGAUGGCAAACUCGAGAUUCAAGUUGAACAUUUCUCAAAUUAGGAAAUGAACGGAUACAAAAUAUCUGGAGAAAAUUCUUAUGGAUGAUCCUGACGUGAAACUGUUUAUUUUGUGGAGAGAUAAUGAAAGGGGAAACUGGUCACCAGGGAAGCUACUUUUUGCUGUUGGUAAUAGUAGAAUGGUGAAUUAAAAACGAUCCAAACUGUCCUUUUCCGGUCUGUAGUGGCUAAUUAAUUGUUUGAGGGACUCCUUUGUUAAUCUUCAAUAGUCUGCGAAAAGGCUGCGACACGAAUAUACAUAGUGGUCGAGGGCUACCAGUAACUGUUAAUAUAAUAGAGAAUGAUUCUAGUACCGUAAACUGGUUUUGAUGAGUCCCCCUACUUACAAUUAUUAGCUCCCCCCUCCCAGUUGAAGGCCCAUCCACCGGUGAACAAAAAAAUACGUUCUAUUAUUAGCCCCCGACCCUCCAAAUGUAUUGAAAUGAAAUUGAUUUAUUAUGACGUUUUGAAGCCUAAAACACCAGUAAAUACAAAACGUAUUUUGAUCAGCACUGCUAUAGCUCUAUUUCCAUUAUAAGCCCCUCUCGGAUAUACGCCUCUCCGUUUAUAAACCCUCUUAAAACUCCUGUGGAGAAUUUAUAAGCCCAGGGCUUAUUAAGCAAUAGCUUUCGGUAUUCAACAUGUCAGCAGCAUGGAGAGCUGAAAAUGAUCAUUCUUCGGCCUUGAAGGGCAUAAGCCCGACUAAGUCACCAUUUUGGUCUGACGAGACAAAAAUGUGAUCGGACUCAAUCAAGGACGCAUUAAAGUAGGUUUCUCUAACGAAAAUGCCGGGUUUAUGGUAGUCGUAGGAUUCGCAGUUAGACCUUUACUGCAAUAACUGAUAGCAAGGGAUGGCGCAAAGGUGAGAGCCUUUCUCUCCUGGUACUCUGGUGUUCCCCUCUCCUAAAAAAGUAAACCAACAUUUCCAAAUUCCAAUUCGACCAGGAAUCAGGGAAUUGAAGAACCGCUUCGUGGAUGUGCUACCUCUAAAUCAUUAUUUAUUUAUUUGUAAUGUUAUUUGGUUGACAUGAUCAUUCACACGUUAACAAGGUAGAUUGUGUUCCUCUGCAGAGUGAUAGUCUUUGCUCAGUAUUAACUUUGUCCGGAUAUGAUGUGCAACCACAUUAUAUUAAGAUCAUUCCUAGGACAUGGGCCGCUGACCGGCUGCUUUGCGCAUGUGCCCAAAAGAAACGAAAAGAAAGGAAAUGAGAGAAAGAAAAAGCUGGAAAAGCCAAUAUGAGUGUAGAAGGGGCCGAGACCAUGCAUUUACUGCACCAAGCUUAUUAGCACGACUGAAAUAAAUUAGAUAAAGUCACACGAAAAAUGGAAUUUUUGUUUUGUUGUAAGGUAUACUUAAAGUAUAAUGAGUUUUUUUUUUUAAAUAAUGUGAUCAGAUCUUCGACAGGACAUGUUGACUCUGCAGCUGAUCAAAAUCAUGGAUAGGAUCUGGCAAAAUGAAGGACUAGAUCUUGGGUGAGUUGAAACUUUAUGACGACUUUCUUGUUCAUUUGUAUAUGGAAUGUUAUCUGUGAAGGGACACAAAUGGUGUUGCCUGGCGCCCUUUUUCAGUUUCAUUUGUUAUCUCACACUUGUAAACAUUGUGUAUCAUGUCAAACAGUAGGCUGAUUCUACGCCUGUUAUUUGCUAGUGACCAGCGUUCCUCCACGGCUANGUGGAUGUGCUACCUCUAAAUCAUUAUUUAUUUAUUUGUAAUGUUAUUUGGUUGACAUGAUCAUUCACACGUUAACAAGGUAGAUUGUGUUCCUCUGCAGAGUGAUAGUCUUUGCUCAGUAUUAACUUUGUCCGGAUAUGAUGUGCAACCACAUUAUAUUAAGAUCAUUCCUAGGACAUGGGCCGCUGACCGGCUGCUUUGUGCAUGUGCCCAAAAGAAACGAAAAGAAAGGAAAUGAGAGAAAGAAAAAGCUGGAAAAGCCAAUAUGAGUGUAGAAGGGGCCGAGACCAUGCAUUUACUGCACCAAGCUUAUUAGCACGACUGAAAUAAAUUAGAUAAAGUCACACGAAAAAUGGAAUUUUUGUUUUGUUGUAAGGUAUACUUAAAGUAUAAUGAGUUUUUUUUUUUAAAUAAUGUGAUCAGAUCUUCGACAGGACAUGUUGACUCUGCAGCUGAUCAAAAUCAUGGAUAGGAUCUGGCAAAAUGAAGGACUAGAUCUUGGGUGAGUUGAAACUUUAUGACGACUUUUUUGUUCAUUUGUAUAUGGAAUGUUAUCUGUGAAGGGACAAAAAUGGUGUUGCCUGGCGCCCUUUUUCAGUUUCAUUUGUUAUCUCACACUUGUAAACAUUGUGUAUCAUGUCAAACAGUAGGCUGAUUCUACGCCUGUUAUUUGCUAGUGACCAGCGUUCCUCCACGGCUACCUUGAUGACUUUCCGUUUGCAAUCAUAGUAACCCGCUGUAAUGUUAAGCUCUUGCCAGAUUCAAACACUCGCUUUUGUGUCAAUUGAUUGGUUGAUCAUAAGUUGCACUGCUUGAUACGCUCUCAAAUGUUCAGGUUUUUAGUUUAGGUAAAGCCUAUGCCUGACUGUAAUAACGGACCCAUAUUAUCUGUAUUUUCACUACUCUGUUUUUCACCUUUCCAGCAUGAUUCCUUAUCGUUGUUUAUCGACUGGUAGUUCCAUUGGAAUGAUUGAGGUUGUUUAUCAAGCAGAGACGUUAGCCAAGCUACAGAAAACCAAAGGAGUUACUGCUGCCUUUGGUAAAGACUCUAUAUGGGAUUGGCUGAAGAUAUAUAACGUCACUGACGAAAGGUUUGGAUUCGCAUGUUCUGCUUAGCUUAGUUUUAAGCCCUGAUUUCUUUAUUCUAUAUCCAUUGUUGUGAUUGAGCCUUCUGUGUUUUGAGUCAGACAUGCAUUGUAUGACUUUUUACGGUGUAGUUUCUUACAGCGCAGCCUAAUAAUGAACCCAUACACAGUCCAUACACAGGGAGACCAUACAUCCCAUUAGAAUACAAAAUCUCAUUGAUGCCGGGUCUGGAGACAAGAGUUUCACUAGGAAGGACAUUGGACGGCUUGAAAUUUAAAAAAGAUUAAAAUAAUGAAGCCAUUUUGUCGGAGAGAUAAGUGACUUGUUUCACAGGGAAACCAGGCGACCGUGUGUAUUUUUUAAAUUUAAAAUGGUUGUCACAUACAUCGAUAGACCUAGCCAUACCGGCCUAUCGCGGAUAUACAAGGAAACAAUUCAGUUUGAUUAUGUUUGUCUAGUUUGUCAGAGGCAGUAGAGAGGUUCACGCUGUCCUGUGCAGGGUACUGUGUGGCAACGUAUGUCCUGGGGGUCGGUGACAGACACAGUGACAACAUAAUGGUGAAGAAAACAGGGCAGGUAAGUUUAAUAACCAAUCAGAACUGAUAAAAUAUAACGCGCGGGAAAGAUCGCGUGACCAUACUCUUUCCACUUUUAGUCAACGUGUCCCUCGGUAGUUUGCCCCUGAGAAGGGAACAGACCGCGUGAUGGUUUUCAGCCUCUAAAGGUUAUAGUUGUCGAGAAUUGAUUCAAAUUAAAAGAGAAUAACAGCCGCAUAUCGUCACUUAUAGUUUCGCCUCACCCCAGGCUGCCGCCCGGUUAGCUCGAUUGGAUAAACGCCUGUCUGCUGAGUGGCAGACCGCUGGUUCAAACUUCAGCCAGUCCAACACUCCGUCUUCUCUGUAGGCCCUGGGUUGCAACCCCUGGAAAUAUGAUGAAUUCUGUAGUAUGUUAGAACCCAUACGCUGUUAGUUAAGAGUUGGGGAUGUAGUCCACAGUGUGCUGGUCUAUGUCAAAUUCACACUCAUGACAGUUUGGUAAAAGUUUCUUAACCAGUGUUGUAAAUUAUCCCUGGAGAACUCUGCGGGGAGUGAAUAGUAGAUAGUAAUAUUUUCUAUGACAGUUUGGUAAAACUUUCUUAACCAGUGUUGUAAAUACCGCCGCCUGGUUAGCUCAGUUGGGAGAGCGCCGGUCUGCUGAGCGGGAGGUCGCGGGUUCAAACCCCGGCUGGACCAACACUUAGGGUCUUUAAAUAACUGAGAAGAAAGUGCUGCCUUUGUAAUGACAUCUGCAAAUGGUUAGACUUUCUAGUCUUCUCGGAUAAGGACGAAAAACCGUAGGUCCCGUCUCACAGCAUUGUCACUGAUCUGUUCUUGUGGGACGUAAAAGAACCCACACUACUGUUCGAAAAGAGUAGGGGUUGUAGACUCCGGUGGUGUGGCCAACCUUUACGGGUUGUGGGAUUGGGUAGGGAUGGCACCUUGCAUGGGACCUAUGAGUCCCGUUCGUGCCUAUUCCCUCUGGGCAGGCCUGUGUCCAGAAAAGCUUGCAAAACAAAACAAAACAUAUAAAUUAUCCCUGGAGAACUCUGCGGGGAGUGGAUAGUAAUACUUUCUAUAAUUUUUGUUGCUGAUCGGACAGAGUGACCGAAGAGUUUAUCCCAGUCUAUUGUGUUUGUAAUUUAUGGUAUAACUGUUCAUAUUCCUGCUAUUCCUGCUACAGCUUUUCCACAUUGAUUUUGGACACAUCCUUGGAAAUUUUAAGAGCAAGUUUGGCGUUCGAAGAGAAAGGGUUCCUUUUGUGUUAAGUGAUCAAUUCGUUACUGUGAUUUCUGAAGGUAAAGGAAAGGACACGCCCCAGUUUGAAAGGUAAUUCUUAACUUUACUAUAGAGCGUUUUCACUCACGUGACCAGCAUUUAUGCAAAUCUAUUGGAACGAUAGAAAGCGUUUACACAGGAAAAGAGUUCAACUGCCACAGGAUUGGUUUGUGACACCAACAUGGCCGCCGUUUCACUGUUUUGGGACACCAAUAUGACCGCCGUGACGUCAUAUGAAAACACUCUACAGAAUCAAACCUGUAAACGAAUCAGGUUUUGAGAACUAAUGCAGACACCUUUAAUAACUAGUUCGUUAAAAGCUAUCCUCACUGACGCGAGUUUCCACAGAAUAAAAAUGUUAGCGGGAAGUGGACAGAGACCGCUUUGUUUCUUUCAACCAAAGUUGGAUGAAACAAAUGGGAAAAACUCAAAGUAACAGUUUCUCAAGGUGUAAGCUACUCACGUGACUAUUUUCAAGGUCUCACCUAAAAGAUACACUUAAUUUACAACAAGGCGUGCCGAGACAAUGACCGAGUUGUUUCUGUUCAAGUUGUUCCUCGAGAAAAACACGCUAGAAAAAGAAGUAGGCACCCGCGUGGAUCUCAACAGUUCUCAGUCCGCUAUCGCGAGCUAUUGCGUGUGCUUCUUUACUAAGUAAUAAAAAUAUAUAUGCAACUAUAUUACAUGAAAGGUGGACGCCCUUAGAUAACUUUUUUCAUCCGGGAUUUCGGGCCAAGUAACCUGCGAGAGCAUUCGGUUUUUUCGGCUCAAGUUUCUAGUUUCACCCGGUUUUUCUCGGCGGGUGAAACUAGAAACUUGAGACGAAAAAACCGGAUGCUCGCGCAGGCUACGGGCCAAGGAGCAAGUGAAAAAUUGUUUCAAUUGUUUUCACUGUCGGCUUCUUGUCAUACAACGUUUUUAACUUUUGCAAUGAUGUUGUGUUUUUAGGUUCAGACAGAUCUGUAUAAACGCUUUUCUAAUUCUCCGCCGUAAAGGACCUCUUCUUAUCAACUUGUUUGUCAUGAUGUUAUCCGCUGGCCUCCCAGAGCUACGUUCGCUUGAUGACAUCGGUUACUUGCGCAAGACUCUUGUUUUGUCUCUCACAGAGGAAGAAGCCGUGAAAGAUUUCCAGAAAAAGUUUGAUGAUGCUCUGAACAACAGCUGGAAAACAUCGGCCAACUGGUUAGCGCACAACUUGAAAAGAGAUAAUCCUUAA